CCUUGAGACGAAGGUUUCACAAUCUGUUACCCCAAUUCGUCAAGAAAGCUGUUCUUAAGAGAUUUAUAGGUUAAGACGACCGCUCUUGUGCUGAAAUCACAGGCGAACAAGCAUUCUAGGUUGAAACUGAGCAACAACAAUGGUUGGGGAAGAGAAAAAAAGGCAUCAGAUGAUGCAAAACCUUUUUGGCGAUCAGUCGGAAGAAGAGGAAGAAGAAGAGGUUGAAUCAGAACACGAGUCCAAUCGGCAGCCUUAUUAUCACUCCGAUGAUGGAGAUGGAGGUGUAGAGCCAGAGGGAGAAGGUGAAGUUGAAGGUCAAGGGGAAGCAGAAGUAGAGAGUGAAGGGAAGUUACAUGGCACGGGGAAUGAUCUUGGAGAAAGUGCAAGUGAAGCGGGUUCACAAGAUGUGGAAAUUGAAGAUCAAAGAGAAGAUAGUGAAGGUAAAGACUCGUACAAUAAUGGAAUGAAGCAUUACCAUCAUAGAGGAGUUACAAGUGGAAGACUUGAUGAUGUUGAAAGUGGAUCAGAGAGAUCUCAUGGAAAUCAUUAUGCAGACAAUGAGGAUGAGGAGGUGGAGCAGGAUGGAAGUCCAAGGUCACCUGGUGAAGAGAAAGAUGAAAAUCAAAUUUUGGAAUCAGUUCCUGAGAUUCGUGAUGUUUUUGGUGACUCUGAUAAUGAAGAACCAGCUGAGUACGAGGUCCCAAAAAACCUUGAGAAAAAGUUUACUAGAUCUCCUAUGGAGGAGGAAGAGAGCUAUGGAAGGGAUCUAAGACCUGAAGACUCGGUACCCGAUGAAGAGGGUGCUCUGAACAACCAGGAGAAUGAGUUUAAUAGAUCCCCUAUGGAAGAUGAAGGAAGUUACGGAAGGGAACUAGAACCUGAAGAUGCUGUGCCAGAUGAAGAGGCGCAUUAUGGAUAUGAAGAUGAGAAUAUUGACGCAAAAAUUAAGGACAAACCAGUUGGCCCUCCAUUGGAGUUGGAAAUUCCGUUUUGUCAUCCUCCAGCUCAUCCGGACAAGAUGAACAUUAUUAAAGUUUCAAAUAUUAUGGGCAUUGAUCCAAAGCCUUUUGACCGCAAGACGUAUGUGGAAGAGGAUGUCUUUGUGACUGAUGAAUCUGGAUCAAAGAAGCGUAUAAAACUGGACAAUAACAUCGUCCGCUGGAGAGUUGUACAGAAGCCAGAUGGCAAAAAAUCUUAUGAAAGCAAUGCACGCUUUGUGAGAUGGUCAGAUGGAAGCCUGCAAUUGUUAAUUGGUAAUGAAGUGCUUGACAUAUCAGUGCAAGAUGCUCAACAUGAUCAAGCACAUCUUUUCCUUCGACAUGAAAAGGGAAUCCUCCAGUCUCAGGGAAGAAUUUCAAGGAAGAUGAGAUUUAUGCCUUCAUCAUUGACAUCAAACUCACACAGAUUGUUGACUGCUCUUGUCGAUUCCCGUCAUAAAAAGGUGUACAAGGUCAAAAACUGUAUCACCGACAUUGAUCCUGAAAGGGAAAAGGAGCAAAAGGAGAAGGCUGAAAGUCAAACAAUCAGAGCUAAUGAACUUCUUAGCCGGAAGAAAGAGAAAGUCAGUCGCAAGUAUUCAUACAUGCCAACUGUACGCAGGGAGCGUAAACUUUCACCUGGUUUCUUGGAAGAUGCUUUAGAUGAAGAUGAAGAGCCAGACUAUUACGAUUCUCGCCAAUCUUCUGGUCGACGUCGCUUUGAUGAUGAUCCUGAAAUGGAAGCUCGAGCUGAGAAACGAAUCAUCAGUGCCAAAAAGGGGUCGAGAGACCUCCCUAAGAAAUCAUCAACUGCUAGACCAUCUAGACAUACAGAAGAUCUUUCAGAAAGUGAGAGAGAAGAAUCGGAGUAUGAAACCGAUGGAGAGGAAUAUGAAAGAUCUCCACAAGGUAGGAAUAUUGAAGAGCCUGAGCUAGAAAAUGAAGAAGAGGAAGAGGAGGAAGCAGCAGACUACUCCGAUGAUGAGCGAGAGGAGCGAAAGAGGAAGGGGAAAGAGGUUGCAGGUGGUAGCCACAAACGGAAGGGGAUAGAGUCGGAUGAGGAAUCUCCUCCAAAGAAAGCUGCGACUCACAGGAGAAUGGCCAUUGUUUAUGACAGUGACGAUGAAUGAAAAUAACCUUAACUGGGAUUGCAACACAAGUCAAGUCAAGUCGUUAUAUACAACAGAUGUAUGGGUCCUUUCGAAGGUGAUGAUAUUUACUCAGAAAUAUCUUUAGAGAAUUUGAGAGUUUUACCAACCAAGAUUCUUCGGUUUAUUUUGUGAAAAUAUGGAUAUAGUGAAAGCAAGCCUUCUCACAACUGUUGUUAUUUUCAUCUAUAGGAAAGUAUGUCUGUCACUAAAAUGAUCAUUGAUGUUUUUAUUAUCUUUCCUAAAAUAAAUUACUUUAUAUUGAGUGUA
This is a messenger RNA of Impatiens glandulifera, 2395 nucleotides long. RefSeq names its product protein LEO1 homolog. The record is from RefSeq and is a predicted model, not a curated record. Bases 140 to 2107 code for a protein of 655 amino acids. Gene Ontology annotation, molecular function: RNA polymerase II C-terminal domain phosphoserine binding. Gene Ontology annotation, cellular component: nucleus; Cdc73/Paf1 complex. Gene Ontology annotation, biological process: positive regulation of transcription elongation by RNA polymerase II; transcription elongation by RNA polymerase II. The transcript is spliced from 12 exons. NCBI's taxonomy places the organism in Eukaryota, Viridiplantae, Streptophyta, Magnoliopsida, Ericales, Balsaminaceae.